AUGCUUUCUCAAUUCAAGGUCCUCUUCACUCUAAGCCUCUUUUUGGCUGGCCCAGCAUUCCAGGCUCUCGCCUACCCCUACCCAGGUGCCCAUCUGGAUGACGGGGAAAUGACCAAUCUGUUCAUCCGCGGCGGCACCUCCAGUCUGACCGUCAGGGUCGGAACACAGCCCACCAGCGGCCUGACAUGCCCGGCGACAAACAACGGGGAGAAUCGAGAUUACGCGGAGCACGCCUACACGGCCGGGCAGAUCAAGGCCGCCAUGACCGAAGGCGCAACGCUGGCUGCCAAGGGCAAACAGCUUGGGAAGAGUCUCUACCCCCACAAUUACAAAAACAGAGAAAGACUCCCCUUUACGUGUGGAAAGCACAAGAUGGAAUUCCCUAUUCAGACUGAUGGCAAGGUCUACGAUGGCGGACUCACCGACAAUAUCCCGGACCGCGUCAUUUACGACUAUUCGAAGGACAGCAAGGACUUCAAGGUGACCUUUUGUGGUGUCAUUCGCCACGGUCCCACGGAGAAGUUUCUGAAGUGUACUUGA
This is a messenger RNA of Aspergillus homomorphus CBS 101889, 540 nucleotides long. RefSeq names its product Ribonuclease/ribotoxin. Bases 1 to 540 code for a protein of 179 amino acids. The record is from RefSeq and is a predicted model, not a curated record. The transcript is spliced from 2 exons. NCBI's taxonomy places the organism in Eukaryota, Fungi, Ascomycota, Eurotiomycetes, Eurotiales, Aspergillaceae. Gene Ontology annotation, molecular function: RNA binding; RNA nuclease activity.